Pomacea canaliculata is the source of this 1627-nucleotide messenger RNA. RefSeq lists its product as uncharacterized. NCBI's taxonomy places the organism in Eukaryota, Metazoa, Mollusca, Gastropoda, Architaenioglossa, Ampullariidae. The record is from RefSeq and is a predicted model, not a curated record. The transcript is spliced from 4 exons. The coding region runs from base 388 to 858 and encodes 156 amino acids.
AUGAUAUUUUUUAAUCGAAUUCUUUUCGUAAUGCUUAUGUUGAUUCCUUACCCUAUCCAUUUUUCCCAUCGAUGCUGUCUUUUCCCGCCCUGAGUAAGAGGUCGUGAGCAUAUACAACUAAAUCAUGGCUAGGAAACGUCUUUGAGUGAAGGUUCUCAUACACCUGGCACCCGCUCCCUAUUUUAUUAUGAUGCAAUCAUCAUGUAACGUCUGAUGUUAUAUUCACAUUGCAGAUUAAUUAAUUUAUUUCCCGGAAGUGAUUAAUAAAGAUGUUACGUAUGUGUCUUGCCAUUCCGCCAUCUUAGUAUAACACGGAUUUCCGUUCGCUAGAAGAUCGGCAGUCAAAAAGUAUUUAAAACCGAGUUUUGGUGAUAGUUGGGACCAGUCAUGGAAGAUCAGUAUUUAGCAAAUUCUGGGGAAGUUCUGGCUACUUUUCCCGCAAUUCAGUCAUCUAAUCUGCGAAGCAUCCAAGCCACUAGCCAAGAAGACUAUCUCAACAUCCCAGAGCAAGCAGUUCUAAAUAUGGGAAUUUCUGUUUCUGACAUCCUACGAGCUAGCGAAGAUCACAGACGGGAAACAGGCAAGAAGUUCGAGAAAGCUGUGGAUCUUUACAAAGCUAUACAAAACUAUCCAACGAGCAGCUCACCUGGUGACGUGCAGCUACAAGGUUCGCUUCCGCAUGGAGGAAAUGAUUCUCAAACCUUCUGGGCCUCACCAGCCGUCGAGGCAGUCCUUGAGUUUGGGAUAAGACAAGAUGUGAUUGCUUUAGUCCAGGCCAUCCAGACGAGGGAGCAUGGCGCCCCGUUUGAUCGAGCUAAAGACCUUCUUCAGGCGUGCGAUAACGCGAGCCUUACUUAGACCAGAAUCGAUGAGACAGUCAUCUGCAAAUAACUUUCCACAUUUCUUGUUGUUAGUUUUACAUGUUUACCUGCAUAUAGGACUGGCAUAGUUUGGAAUUUAUAUGUUUACCUCCCUUUCAGCGCAGAAGAUUGGUGACAUGUUUCUAUAUUCUGAGAAGAAAAUCGUUAGAAACAUGGACACUGGGUGAGUUUCUUCACUAGGACCUACGUGCAUUGAGAGAUCCACGAUCGAGUUCCUGUGGUGAAGCUUAUCGUUGAUGUUAACAAAGGGAGGUACACAUAUAUUAUGUGUUUUUCACAGCUAAAAGAACAUGCGGUGACACUUGUCCCGUAUCAACAAGCCAUUUAUUCAUCCAUAUCUGAUUUAUUGAGAGCAGAGAUCACUAUCGAUCCAAACAUCUCCGAUUGAGGUUGAACUUGUCGAGAGACCUGUUCAGCUCGUCGCUCGUUUGGUGAAUUCUCUGCAUCCCUUACUACUACUUCUUCUUCUUCGUUCCUAUUCGCCCCCAGUAGAGCAUAGGGCCGCAACCACACGCCGCCAUCGGACCCGGUCCAGGGCAUCCCUUUCUAGUUGGGACCAUGUCAUGCCAGCUGUCGCUGCCUCUCUGUGGACUGAUCGUCUCCACGUCUUGAGAAAACUGUCUGUCUGUCUGUCUAUCCCUUACUUCAGGUAAUUGUAAUGUAACUUUAAUGCUAAUAGCUUUUUGUUGUACAAAUAAAGGAACAGGAGCUUAAUUGACACUUAUUACCCAGUUUGUAAAUUAAAC